AUGCCCUCCCACCAGACCACAGACCCCUCUCCAGCUCAGGGCAGCCCAGCCCUGAGGGAGAUGGAACCCAAGGAUCAGCAGUUCAUGGUAGCUCUUCGGAUCCGCCCACUCAACAGUACAGAACUGGAGGAAGGAGCCACUGUCAUUGCCCACAAAGUGGGGGACCAGGCGGUCGUGCUCAUGGACCCAGGCGAAGACCCGGAGGACACGCUUCGGGCGCACCGGUCCCGGGAGCGCACCUUUAUAUUCGACACCGUGUUUGACCAGCAUGCAUCGCAGGAAGCUGUUUAUCAUGCCACCAUUCAGCAUUUAGUGGAGGGUGUCAUCUCUGGAUACAAUGCGACAGUUUUUGCCUAUGGGCCCUCAGGUGCUGGGAAGACCCACACCAUGCUGGGCAUGGACGCAGAGCCUGGCAUCUACCUUCAGACCCUCACUGACCUCUUCCAGGCCAUCGAGAAGACCCAGGACAACAUGGAAUAUAGUGUAUCUAUGUCUUACCUGGAGAUUUAUAAUGAAGUCAUCCGUGACCUCCUGAAUCCGUCUUCUGGGUUUCUGGAGCUGAGAGAAGAUUCUAGAGGCAGUAUCCAAAUUGCAGGCAUCACGGAAGUAUCCACCUCAAAUGCUCAAGAGAUCAUGCAACUACUCACCAAAGGCAACCGGCAGCGUACACAGGAGCCCACAGCUACCAACAAGACUUCCUCCCGCUCCCAUGCUGUACUGCAGGUCACUGUGCACCAGAAAAGCCGAGGUGGCGACCUGGCAGAGGAGGUGCACCUCGGGAGGCUCUUCAUGGUGGACCUGGCAGGUGCAGAGCGUGCAGCCCAGACCCAGAACCGAGGCAAGAGGAUGAAAGAGGGUGCACACAUCAACCGCUCGCUGCUGGCGCUGGGCAACUGCAUCAAUGCCCUCAGCGAGAAGGGUGGCAGCCGAGCUCAGUAUGUGAACUUCCGUGACAGCAAACUCACGCGCCUGCUGAAGGAUGCCCUGGGAGGCAACAGCCGUACAGUGAUGAUCGCUCACAUCAGCCCGGCCAGCACCAGUUUUGAGGAAUCAAGAACCACACUGCUCUAUGCGUACAGGGCGAAGAACAUCAAGACGAGGGUCAAACGCAACCUGCUGAAUGUCUCCUACCGCAUCGCGCAGUACACUGACGUCAUCUCUGACCUGCGCAGGGAAAUCGAGCACCUCAAGUCAAAGAUUGAGAAGCAGGAUAAGGAGAAGAAAAGUGACCCCGGCGUCCUGGAUAUACAAGUCACAGUCCCCCAUGAUGCAGAGGAGGACAGUCAUCUACAGAUGAACAAGAUCCGGGCACAGCUUAUUGGGGCUUUCAAGGAGCAAAUGGAGAUGCGGCGCAGCCUGGUGGAGCUGGAGAAUACCAACAUUGAGCUGCACAUAGACAUGUCUCGCCACCUACUGACCAUUGCAGACUGGGAGCGAGAGAAGACCCACCCCCACGCAAACACGGACAACAAGAGUGAGAAGGACGAGGAGCCGGGGGAUGCUGACGGAGAGGAGGUCGGGGCUUCAGAGCCCCCGGAGGUGGCUCUGGCCAGAGAGGAGGUGAACCUGCUUCUGGCUGAGCAGCAGAAAACCGCAGCCCUCAAGGCUGGCCUAGAGCAGCGCCUGGCCCACGCCAAGCAGAAGGCCUCUCAGAUGGAGAAGCUGCUCCCCAGGCAGGUGACCAGUGAGGAUCAGCGGGAGGUGCUGCAGCUGCUGUGCAGGGCCCACGAGCUGGAGGUGGAGAACACAGAGCUGCAGGCCGACAACCUGUGCCGCAAGAACCUGCUGUGCCAGAAGGACUUCGUGAUCCAGCGCUACCACCAGCACCGGAUGCUGUGCGAGCAGGUCAUCCAGGGGCAGCGGCAGCUGAUGCAGGACAGUGGCAUUUCAGCCCCAGAACCUCUGGAGCAGCAAUACCAACUGUACCUCCGGGAACUGGGCGAGGGCACAUUGGACCGCCUGCUGCUGCAGCUCUCAGUGAUGUCCAGCUCGAUCCAAGAUGGCUCCAUUAUGAACAUAUCACCCCCACCGCCUGAAGAGACCAGUGGAGAGCCUCCGGGUGACAGGCGGGACCUCCCAUGGGGUGCCACAUUUGAGCUGCCUCAGAUGCUCCUAGAGAGAGACAGUGAUGGGAACAGGUCCUCAAAAAGCACUCCACUGUGGAGGCUUGGGAAGCAAGACUCUCUUCUCCCUCCGCCAGCCCUCCGCAUCCUGCUGACGCCUCCCAUGCUUGAGAAGCCGAAUACUCUUGGUGUAAAGAGCCUGGUCUCUAGACUGCCGCCCACAGCUGGUUUGGAGCUGAGACUGCCACAGUCAGCAGGAGAGAUGAACAGCCCCCCUCUGAGUGUCCAGGCCCUCAAGGAGAUGGCCCUGGGCACCAAGAGCAUCGCCCUCAUAGCAGCCAGCCGUCGCUGCAAAGUGUAUGACAAAGAGGGCAGCUGCUUAGACUCCAGGGACCCCAGCCCUGCAGACUGGAGGUGGCCCCAUGCCAGCCCCAGCAGGGACCGCUCUUUGGAGAGGAAGGCAGGGAGGAAAAGGUCACCCUCAUUCACCUGGAGCCUGCAACAAACGACAGAGAAACAUCAGCCCUCGACGGAACAUCCAUCUGAGAGCCAGCUGUCCCCAGCACACCUCCAGCCUCCAAAGCCGUCAGGGAAGAGCUUUUUCCCUGCUGUCCCUGUGGCCUCCAAGAUGAAACCCAGUCUCAGUUUUCACGCAGAUGAAAACACGCUUCAUGUGCCGGAGGUCAGCUUCACCUUCCCCAGUGCCAUGUGGCAGAGCAACGCAGCCCCUAACCGGCCACCCCUCCUGCCGCGUGACAUCCGAGGGUCUACAGACAGCAGAGGCCGGCGUCACAGCCCACUGCCCCCCAACAAUCCCCCCAAGCCUCAGGGUGGUAGUGCCAAGAGGCCAAGGCGUCCCAAGUAG
This is a messenger RNA of Arvicola amphibius (Eurasian water vole), 2928 nucleotides long. RefSeq names its product kinesin-like protein KIF19. Gene Ontology annotation, biological process: microtubule-based movement. The record is from RefSeq and is a predicted model, not a curated record. The transcript has 20 exons. NCBI's taxonomy places the organism in Eukaryota, Metazoa, Chordata, Mammalia, Rodentia, Cricetidae. Bases 1 to 2928 code for a protein of 975 amino acids. Gene Ontology annotation, molecular function: ATP binding; microtubule motor activity; microtubule binding.